Camellia sinensis is the source of this 1507-nucleotide messenger RNA. Its product is annotated as purine permease 3. The record is from RefSeq and is a predicted model, not a curated record. Gene Ontology annotation, molecular function: purine nucleoside transmembrane transporter activity. Gene Ontology annotation, cellular component: membrane. NCBI's taxonomy places the organism in Eukaryota, Viridiplantae, Streptophyta, Magnoliopsida, Ericales, Theaceae.
AUAUAAUAAAUGGACACAAUUAUUAACUCCAGUCUCCAAUCAAACAACAAGGAAUUACGCUCUCCACACCACUCCAUCUCAACAUCUAUUCUCUUUUAACUCUCCAUACAGAGAGAGAGAAAAAAAUAAAAAAGAGGGGAACAGCCAUCGCCACCACUACUACCACCCACCGUCAUCGUCGCUAUCACCGCCACCAUCAUGGAAGAGACAGACCAAAAACUGAACAAAAAAAUGAAGAGACUUCUUUUCCUCCUCAGCACCCUCCUCCUCACCAUCGGCAACUGCGGCGGCCCGCUCAUCACGCGCCUCUACUUCCUCCACGGCGGCAAGCGAGUCUGGCUCUCCAGCUGGCUCGAAACCGGGGGCUGGCCUAUCACCUUCAUCCCAAUCAUCAUCACCUAUUUCCAUCGCCGCCGCAAAAACGGCCCAACCACGAACCUCAUCGUCAUAAAACCACCAGUGUUCAUCGCCGCCGCCGUGAUCGGGCUCCUCACCGGCCUCGACGACUACCUCUACGCCUACGGCUUGGCAUGGCUCCCCGUCUCCACAUCGUCUCUAAUCAUAGCCUCGCAAUUAGGUUUCACGGCGCUAUUCGCGUUCCUACUAGUGAGGCAGAAGUUUACAUCUUAUACUAUUAAUGCGGUGGUGUUGUUGACGGUAGGGGCGGGGAUACUGGCGUUGCACUCUAGCGGUGACCGGCCCAAGGGGGAGUCGAAUAGGAAAUAUUAUUUAGGGUUUUUUAUGACGAUAGCGGCGGCAGCGCUGUAUGGGUUGAUAUUGCCGAUGGUGGAGCUCACUUAUAAGAAAGCCAAACAGGCCAUUACUUAUACUCUGGUUUUGGAGAUUCAACUUGUCAUGUGUUUUUUUGCCACUCUUGUCUGUACCAUUGGCAUGCUUAUCAAUGAGGAUUUUCAGGCAAUUCCAAAGGAGGCAAGAGCAUUUGGACUUGGCGAAACAACAUAUUACGUGGUGGUGGUGUGCAGUGCCAUAAUUUGGCAGUGUUUCUUCCUGGGUGCAGUAGGAGUCAUCUUCUCUGCCUCGUCUCUUCUCUGCGCUAUCAUAAUCGCCGUUCUACUCCCCGUGACCGAAAUCCUUGCUGUCAUCUUCUACCAUGAAAAGUUUCAAGCAGAGAAAGGGGUUUCUCUUAUUCUCUCUCUCUGGGGAUUUGUUUCCUACUUCUAUGGUGAGUUCAAACAUAGCAAGCAGCAGCAGAAGAGUGAAGAAACUCAAACUUCAGAAACAGAGAUGCUGCAGACAACUACCGAACCAUGAUUAAGAUAAACUACACCAAUGUUCUCCUAAUUUUUGUUAUACGCAAUGUUCUCCUAAUUUUUCUUACAUAUCACUACAGCUUCUGUCAAACGUAAAAUUUAACCUAUGGUAAUUUAAACUUGAUGUUCAAGAUAUGUAAUAAGCUUGUACAUUCUUUUUUCAGAGUUCAAGUGAUGUCGGAAAACCGUACACAUAUAAACCAUCAGCUAAGAAAACAUGAGAAAAGCCAUUUAUA